Messenger RNA from Lactuca virosa, 2456 nucleotides. NCBI's taxonomy places the organism in Eukaryota, Viridiplantae, Streptophyta, Magnoliopsida, Asterales, Asteraceae. The record is from the annotation of a GenBank genome assembly.
AUGCGCAGACCAAUGAGGGUGUACAGUACAACUCACAUUAGCGCACAAUCGCCACGUGUAACGUCGCUAAUAGACGGUGACGUGUCCACUUUCUCCUGUCUUGGCUCGAGAUCCGGGCCAAGAGCAGUGGAAGAAGAGAAAUCUGUUCGAGAGGUCUAUCGCAUUUGCUGUGGAAUCGAAUCUAUCUUCUCUGAUUUGCGACUGGGAAUGGCGUCGCCACGUGAGGGGUUUUUGACUGAUGAACAGAGGGAAGUGUUGAAAACAGCAACUCAGAACACGGAGAUUUUGUCAUCGUCGCCGAAAUCGCCGUCAUGGUUGAUGUCUGAACAUCAGAUUAAAGCUCCGGCUGGGGAAAGGGCGCCAAACGUUGGGAUUGCUGUCAGACAUGUGCGUCGCUCGCAUUCGGGAAAGUUCGUUAGGGUUAAGAAAGAUGGUGGUGGUGGCAAGGGUACAUGGGGGAAACUACUUGACACUGAUGGUGAUGCUCAUAUAGAUCGCAACGACCCUAAUUACGAUAGUGGCGAGGAGCCAUACCAACUUGUUGGAUCAUCUGUCUCUGAUCCUUUAGAUGAAUACAAGAAGAAGGUAGCAUCCAUCAUUAACGAAUACUUCACCACUGGUGAUGUGGAUCUAGCAGCUUCUGAACUUAGGGAACUCGGGUCAUCUGAAUACCAUUCCUACUUCAUCAAACGACUCGUAUCCAUGGCCAUGGACAGACACGACAAAGAGAAAGAAAUGACUUCUGUUCUUCUUUCAGCUCUUUAUUCAGACGUCAUCAGCUCCACACAAAUCAAGCAAGGUUUUUUCAUGCUUCUUGAAUCUGCUGAUGACCUGGCAGUCGACAUACUCGAUGCAGUUGAAAUCCUUGCUUUAUUCAUCGCACGUGCUGUAGUCGACGACAUCCUCCCUCCAGCAUUUGUCACAAGGGCAAAAAAGUCAUUACCCGAGUCGUCAAAAGGGUUUCAAGUUCUUCAAACAGCUGAAAAGAGCUACCUCUCGGCCCCACAUCAUGCUGAGUUGGUCGAACGUAGGUGGGGUGGUAGCACUCACGUAACUGUUGAAGAAGUCAAAAAAAGAAUUUCUGAUCUUUUAAAAGAAUACGCAGAAAAUGGCGACACUUCAGAAGCAUGUAGGUGCAUUCGACAGCUGGGUGUCGCGUUCUUUCAUCAUGAAGUUGUGAAACGCGCGUUGGUUUUAGCCAUGGAGAUGCGCGCAGCAGAUCAGCUCAUUUUGAAGCUGUUAAAGGAGGCAUCGGAGGAGGGCCUGAUAAGUUCUAGUCAAAUGGUCAAAGGUUUCGCGCGUUUACGCGAGAGCCUCGAUGACCUGGCGCUCGACAUCCCAUCUGCAAAAUCGUUGUUUGACUCGCUGGUUGACCGUGCGGUUGCCGACAGCUGGCUCGAUGCAUCGUUUGUGAACUCGGGUGAUGUGGCGAUGACGGAGCGUGAUGACAUUUUGAAACUGAGACGUUACAAAGAAGAAAUCGUUACGAUAAUACAUGAGUAUUUUCUCUCAGACGACAUUCCAGAACUUAUCAGGAGUCUUGAAGAUUUGGGUUUACCUGAAUAUAAUCCGGUGUUUUUAAAGAAGUUGAUAACUUUAGCCAUGGAUAGGAAGAAUCGUGAGAAGGAAAUGGCUUCUGUUUUGCUGUCAGCUCUUCACAUAGAAAUCUUUUCAACUCAAGAUAUAGUUGACGGUUUUGUCCUUCUUCUGGAAUCCGCUGAAGACACGGCUCUAGACAUCCUGGAUGCUUCUAACGAGCUGGCGCUGUUUCUUGCACGAGCUGUCAUUGAUGAUGUGUUGGCCCCACUGAACCUGGAGGAGAUUGGUGCCAGGUUGGCGCCGAAUGGGAGCGGGAGUGAAACGGUCCACGUGGCGCAGUCGUUGAUAGGGGCGCGACAUGCUGGGGAACGGUUGCUGAGGUGUUGGGGAGGUGGGACGGGGUGGGCGGUGGAGGAUGCAAAGGACAAGAUUGUAAAAUUGCUGGAGGAGUAUGAGAGUGGGGGUGUUGUUGGGGAGGCGUGUCAGUGUAUUCGUGACCUUGGGAUGCCAUUUUUUAACCAUGAGGUGGUGAAGAAGGCUUUGGUGAUGGCGAUGGAGAAGAAGAAUGACAGGAUGUUGGAUUUGUUGCAGGAGUGUUAUAGUGAAGGGCUGAUUACUACUAACCAGAUGACCAAAGGGUUUGGGAGGAUGAAAGAUGGGUUGGAUGAUCUGGCGCUUGAUAUACCCAAUGCUGAUGCCAAGUUCAAGGCCUACUAUGAGCAUGCUUUGGUUAGGGGAUGGCUGAUUCCCGUGCUUAGUGCUGCUAAUGGCGAUGAUGUUGUUGCUUAAGAAGAUUUAUGUGGAUGUGGAUGUGGAUGAUGAGUUGUACGUUUACACACACAGCACGAUGUGACAUGUUUUCAUUAUUUGUUGGGGGUGUGAUGUAUAAAAAAUGGUUGUUUUUCGAAAACCUUAGU